This is a messenger RNA of Moneuplotes crassus, 1082 nucleotides long. NCBI's taxonomy places the organism in Eukaryota, Ciliophora, Spirotrichea, Euplotida, Euplotidae. The record is from the annotation of a GenBank genome assembly.
UGUUAAUAUAAAUAAUUUAUUUCGGGAAGAAAAUGAGCGAAGCUGAUGCAGUAAAGACACCUGUCAGGAAUGCACAGGAUUUGGUGGAGAGAAUAGGGAAUGACACUCAUUAUGAGAUCCCAGAUAACUCAAGCAUUGAGAGAACCAACCUUAACGGUAAUACAUGUGAGAGAAGAUCCGUCCAAGAGUGGAAUGAAUCACCAAUCCAGGAUACAAAGCAAACACCUUUGCGUAAGAAGGCUGCGAAGAAAAGGAAGAAUAAAAUGAGCAAUUAUGGAAUCCUACCUAGGAUGACUCCCAGUAAGAUACUCGAGUCAGCCACCAAACCAGUGCUUUCACACACAAAGUCUACCAGAUCACCGUUAAAUGGGAAAAAGACAAGUAACAUUGACAGGGCUAGUCUGAAAGAUGAGAAAAGAGAUCUUGAGAAAGUAUUUAGUGAUGAUCCUAAGCUCGAUGAUUAUGAGCAACUUGCUUUCAGUGCAGGCUCUGAUCACGAAAAUCGUACAGAACAGAACUACUAUCAACCCAAGGAUUCAGUGAUGUCCAACUAUGAUAUGAUAAAGCAGGUUGACCAAGGCAAGGAGGAUAUACGCCAAAAGAAGCAGAGGCUUAAGGAUCUAGAGGAAGAAAUCCUUCACAUCUCAGAGAAGAUGACUAGCUAUCAGAAUGAAACAGACCUUAUCAUUGACGAACUCAGAGAGAGAAUAGCUCAAAGGGAGGAAGUCAACCUCAAAAUUAAGGAAGAGCCAAUGUUUUAUACCAUGAACGGUAAUCAGGAAUUCAUGCAACAAGAUGUGUAUUCUACCUCAGAUGAGUUGAUUAGCCUGCUCAAAGGAGGCAUGGAGGGUAAGAACAAGAAAUUCUUUGAAAGCUGAAAGACAGAUCUUAGGCAAUGGAAGGAGCUUGUAGGUGAAGAAAUCAAAGCUUUCAACCAAUUCCUUCAAAAGAAGCACAAGGUUUUAACUAAAGAUAUGGCAGAUGAGAUUUCGACCUUCACUCCAGUGCUCAGCGGCAAGUUUGAUUCAUUCUAAGUUGGGUUGUUAAUUAGAAAAAUAUCCAGAACGGUACCAAAUGAUUAU